Messenger RNA from Charadrius vociferus (killdeer), 945 nucleotides. Its product is annotated as B-cadherin-like. Gene Ontology annotation, molecular function: hydroxyisourate hydrolase activity; cadherin binding; calcium ion binding. Gene Ontology annotation, biological process: purine nucleobase metabolic process; cell morphogenesis; calcium-dependent cell-cell adhesion. Gene Ontology annotation, cellular component: plasma membrane; adherens junction; catenin complex. The transcript has 8 exons. Bases 1 to 945 code for a protein of 314 amino acids. Lineage: Eukaryota; Metazoa; Chordata; Aves; Charadriiformes; Charadriidae. The record is from RefSeq and is a predicted model, not a curated record.
AUGUUGCCCUGCACCCUCGCCCUUCUCCUCCUCUUCCUGCCGAUCAAAUCUACCAAGGACAAGGAGAUCAAGGUUUUCUACAGCAUCACGGGGCAGGGGGCGGACAGCUACCCCGUGGGUGUCUUCACCAUUGAGCGCGAGACGGGGUGGCUGGAGGUGACAAAACCACUGGACCGAGAGGAGAUCGACAAAUACAUCCUCUUCUCCCACGCUGUGUCAGCCAACGGGCAGCCUGUGGAGGACCCCAUGGAGAUCAUCAUCACCGUGACAGACCAGAAUGACAACCGGCCUGUCUUCACUGAGGCGGUUUUCCGUGGCACCGUGCCGGAGUGGGCUGAGCCAGGCACCCCUGUGCUGCGGGUGCUGGGCACAGAGGCAGACGACGCGGUGAGCUCCACCAACGGGGUCGUGGUCUACUCCAUCCUACGCCAGAGGCCAGACCAUCCCCAGCCCCACAUGUUUGCCAUCAACAGCGGCACCGGGGUGAUCUCUGUGGCUGCAGUGGGGUUGGUGGCACAGGUGGUCCCUGAAUACACACUGGAUGUCCAGGUGGCAGAUGUGGAAGGGUAUGGGCUGCAGGCCACCGCCACCGUGCUCAUCAAAGUGCAGGCCGAAGGCAUGUCCGAGACGGUGAAUGGCUUGCUGACCACCCACGUGCUGAACACGGUCACGGGGCUGCCGGCAGCCAGGCCUGCCGAACUUGCUCCUUCUGUUUUCAGGUGGACAGACCACGACGGGCGCUGCCCGCCCCUCCUGGCUCCGGGGCAGGCCAAGGCUGGCACCUACAAGCUGCGCUUUGAGACGGCAGCGUACUGGCAGGGCCUGGGGCACACCAGCUUCUACCCCUUCGUGGAGGUUGUCUUCACCAUCGCUGACCCGGCCCAGAAGCUGCACAUCCCACUGCUGAUCAGCCCCUACUCCUACACAACUUACCGCGGCAGUUAA